AUGACCGCCGUCAUGGCUCCCCAGCACACCGGAUCCUGGCCACGACGGGACGAGUACAGCAUGCACAUGCCCGCCAUCAACUUGUCCACUCUUCCCUCGCCCUAUGCUUCGUCGUCGUCUUCGUCGCAGGCGUCGUCGUCGAGGGUCAUGCCCUCCUCUCAGGCCCAGCAGUACCACUCCCAACCCUACGACUCUCAGGUCCCCUACUUCCAGACCUGCGGCCCGCCUUCGUCCAUGUCGCACUCCUACUCGACCUCGUUUGCCUACGACCCCGUCGAGUCGACCGCCUACACCGUCCAGCCCAGCUUCAGCAUGAGCUAUCCGCCCGCCUCGGCCCCGGCUCCCUCGUAUCUGGGCAGCUCGGUGCUGCAGUCGGGCUUGCCCACUUAUCCGCACAUUGGUAGGAGCCCGCCCGUCAAGACCGAGACGCACUCGCCCGUCGAGGCCUACCAGCAGUUCAGCGAGCUCCGCCUGGGCGACGACUACCGCGUCGCCAGCUCGGGCGAGUCGGACAACGGCGCCGGCACGGCCUUCCACACGGAUAUCGACACGCUCAUGAAGGCCAUCCAGGCGAAGCAGGAGAAUGUACGGCGGCAGCCGCCGCCCGCCGCGAGCACACUGACCAUCUCCAAGACCGAAGUGACACCAGUCACCAAGCCGGGUGACAAGCUGAAGAAGAGGUACCGGUGCAACCACCCUGACUGCAACAAGAGCUUCUACCAGAAGACGCAUCUGGACAUCCACAGGCGGGCGCACACCGGCUACAAGCCCUUUGUAUGCAAGGAGCCUUCGUGCGGGCAGCGUUUCUCCCAGCUUGGGAACUUGAAGACGCACGAGAGACGACAUACCGGCGAGCGGCCGUACAACUGCGACAUCUGCGGCAAGACGUUUGCACAGCGCGGCAACGUGCGAGCGCACAAGAUUGUGCAUCAGAACAUCAAGCCGUUUGUGUGCAAACUCGAGGGUUGCGGCAAGCAGUUCACCCAGCUCGGCAACCUGAAGUCGCACCAGAACAAAUUCCAUGCCCAAGUCCUGAAGCACCUCACCCGGAAAUUCGCCUCGUUCCGCGAGGGCCAGGUCGUGUCGGAGCAGGACCGCGAGCUGUGGGAGUAUUUUGCCUCUCUGUACAAAAACUCCAACAAAGGCAUCAAGGGGCGUGGCAAGGACCGCCGCAUCUCGACCAUUUCCUCGUCGGCGGGGGCGUCGUCGUGCUCGCCGGCCUCGUCGUCGUCGACAACGCCCGUCCCAGCCAGCUGCACCGCGCCCUCGUCAGCCUCGCCGACCGCUCCCUCGAUGCACGUCUCGACGACCACGGCCGCCGGCGCCGCGUACAACAUCCCGCCCAGCCUGUCCUCGCCCUACUCGACCCUCUCGACGACGAGCUCGCACCGCUCGUACGCCAGCUCAGGCAGCGUCGUGUCGAGCAACGCGGUGGCCGCGGCGGCGGCGGCAGCACGCGACCACUACGGGCACGGGCACAGCAGCAGCAGCCGCUCGCCCUCGCUGUCCAGCGCCUCGGAGUCGGAAUACCACCGGCACGUAGCUGUGGGAGGAGGAGGAGCAGCAGCAGCAGCAGCAGCAGCAGCAGCAGCACCGCCCUCAUCCCAGCGCUACGGCGCCCCUGUCUACGCCGCCGGCCCCUCGUACGCCCCCCAGCACCAGCACCAGCACCCGCACCCGCACCCGCCGAGGCCCCUGUCGGCGUCGCAGCGGGCGCCGCCGCCACAGCACCAGCAGUCUUCUCAGCAGCCGCAACCGCAACAGCCGCAGCCGCACUCGCAAGCGGCCCGGCACCAGCGCCCCCAUCACACCCAGUACCAACCGCAGGGCGCAUCGUACGGCUCGUAUGCUUACCCGGAUGCGAAGCUGUACUAGGUAGCUGAGGCGCUGGUCAGGCGAGAGCGAGACACGACGACGACGACGACGACGACGACGACGCGGGGUUCACGACCGUCUGGGCAGUAGAUGAGAGUGAGCAUUGGCAUGGCAUUGGCAUUGGCAUUGGCAUGGCAUGGCACGGCACGGCAUGAGCGAGCACGAGCAUUAAUGGGCGAUGGCUUGGCUGGCUGGCUGGCUGGUGGGCUGGGCUGGGCUGGGCUGACCGUCGGUGGUGGUGCGUAUGGCCUGCCACCACCCACCUAGGCUCCGGCCAGGCCUGGCUUGGCGACGCGGCGUCGGUCUGGCCAUAUUG
This is a messenger RNA of Aplosporella prunicola CBS 121167, 2191 nucleotides long. RefSeq lists its product as uncharacterized. The transcript has 5 exons. The coding region runs from base 1 to 1875 and encodes 624 amino acids. Gene Ontology annotation, biological process: regulation of transcription by RNA polymerase II. The record is from RefSeq and is a predicted model, not a curated record. Gene Ontology annotation, cellular component: nucleus. Gene Ontology annotation, molecular function: DNA-binding transcription factor activity, RNA polymerase II-specific; RNA polymerase II cis-regulatory region sequence-specific DNA binding. Lineage: Eukaryota; Fungi; Ascomycota; Dothideomycetes; Botryosphaeriales; Aplosporellaceae.